AUGAUACCCUACGCGCCGCUCGCGACGGACAUUUUCGAUGGCCAUGACGAUGGGGACAGCACCUGGUGUUCCAGCGACGAUGGCGUGUCGCUGGACUCGUCCCCUUCCGACGACGAGACGGAACUGACCGUCGACGACACGGCGCCGGAAGAGGACGGCCUUUUUAUCCCGGCACUCCCUAUCCCCGCCGACCUGGCCGAUGAUUUGACAAACGACGGCACAUCGGACGCCUCCUACGAGGACUGGUCCUCCUUCUCGCAAAGCGUCUACGAGGACGAGCUGUCACACGGCCGUCGAUAUCACGGCUUUCGCAAAGGCCGCUAUCCGCUGCCCAACGACAGGCAGGAGCAGCAGCGCGAGGAGACGAACCACGCCAUGAUGAUGGAGCUCUCCGACGGGCAUCUCUUUUAUUCAGACAUCGGGCAAUCUCCAACCAACAUCCUCGACGUCGGGACCGGCAUCGGCAGUUGGGCCAUCGACGUGGCCGAGCAGUACCCCGAGGCAACCGUCGUGGGCACAGACCUGUCCGCCAUUCAACCCAGAUGGCUCCCCGUCAACGUGAGAAUGUAUGUCGACGACUGCGAGGAGCCCGACUGGCUCCACGGCGAGGAAUACGACUUGGUGCACUUCCGGGGCAUGGCGGGUAUACUGAAAGACCUGGACAGCGUCUUACAAACUGCUUACAGGCGAACAAAGAACGGCGGCUGGGUUGAGUUUCAAGAAAUCAUUCCGCAGAUCGAAUGCGACGAUAGCAGCAUGCGCCCCGACGACCCGCUGCGGAUAUUCUACGACGCCGCAACCCAGGGGCUGCGCACGUUUGGCUGCGAUCCGUUGCGACCAGCCAGGUUGGAAGAGGCGCUGGAGCACGCCGGCUACACCAAUAUCCGCUGCGUGACCAAGAAGAUUCCGAUAUCGACCUGGGCGCGCGGCAAGCGCCUCAAGACGCUAGGGCUCUUCAUGAAGACUGUCAUGCUCGACUCGCUGGACGCGCUGGCCGCGAAGCCCCUGGCGGCGCUCGGCGUGUCGCCCUCGGACCGGCGCGAGCUCACACGCCACGUCAGGAGGAGCCUGGACGACAACACGGUGCACCGCUAUGUCAACUGCGUGUUUUGCUACGGGCAGAAGAGGGAACAGGACGGGGCCUUUGCCGACCUGGACUGA
Molecule: messenger RNA, 1161 nt
Organism: Purpureocillium lilacinum
Lineage: Eukaryota; Fungi; Ascomycota; Sordariomycetes; Hypocreales; Ophiocordycipitaceae
Source: RefSeq, a predicted model, not a curated record